Molecule: messenger RNA, 351 nt
Organism: Impatiens glandulifera
Lineage: Eukaryota; Viridiplantae; Streptophyta; Magnoliopsida; Ericales; Balsaminaceae
Product: extensin-1-like
Exons: 1
Coding region: 1-351 (116 amino acids)
Source: RefSeq, a predicted model, not a curated record
AUGAAAUCUGUUUAUAAUCCCUUACUGAUCCUGUCGCUGGUCGUAAUUACUCUCUCCACCAAUGUCGGCGGUAGGCCCGUACAAAAGCCUAUGCCAGCUCCGCACCAUUCAUCACCGCCAGUUGAGGAGAAACCACCCGUUGAUGUGAAACCACCUUCCCAUAAAUCGCCUAAGACACCACAUCCAUCGCCUCCACCACCAACCACUGAGAAACCUAUGCCAUCACCGCCAAAAGAAGGGAAACCACCGGUUGAUGCAAAACCACCUCCCUAUAAAUCGCCUAAGAUACCACAUCAAUCGCCUACUCCGCCACCCACAAGAAGCCUAUGCCAUCACCACCAGUUGAUGUGA